Messenger RNA from Hypomesus transpacificus, 3143 nucleotides. It is a transcript of the gene acvr2ab, whose product is annotated as activin A receptor type 2Ab. Bases 1200 to 2741 code for a protein of 513 amino acids. Gene Ontology annotation, biological process: activin receptor signaling pathway; cellular response to growth factor stimulus; protein phosphorylation. Gene Ontology annotation, cellular component: plasma membrane; activin receptor complex. Lineage: Eukaryota; Metazoa; Chordata; Actinopteri; Osmeriformes; Osmeridae. The record is from RefSeq and is a predicted model, not a curated record. Gene Ontology annotation, molecular function: activin receptor activity; ATP binding; activin binding. The transcript has 11 exons.
UCAGAAACGCCAUAUUGAGUUGAAACUAAAUGCGGUUUUGGUCAGCCAGGGAGCUUCUAAAAGCCAGAUGAUACGUUUGCAAACAUUCUUUCACAUGCUUUCAUACUCGGAGAAAGCAGCUGUCUUGUCAUGUCAAAUGAUAACAGUCUGAGGUGUUAACGUGUAUAAGUUGUUUAGCUGUCGGGUGUACCGGGGAAAAUCUAACCUAGUACCAUAAUAUCGGUAGGUAACAGAACACGUGAGGACGCCUCAUCCGAAAGAGGUUGCCAGCUGACAGUGACAACUUGCGUCGCUGAUCACAGAACAAAGUGGAACUUCGCCUGUGGAUGGAACUCUACAGCAAGACGCGUGUCUGUUUGGAACAUAUUUAAUUGCAGAUAUUCUCGAAUGCUAAUGCACGAUCGACGUUAUGCGAGAAGUUCCGUCAACACAGCGCUUGCUAUAGGUAGCUCUGCCGUCUCAGUGAAAGCUUUACAAGAGGAGCUUUCGCCUAAAGUAGACGCAUAGCAAGCUAGUUAUCAUUGAAGUACAACAUCCCAAACGAGUGUAGCUAGCCAAAGCUAUGGCAAUUGUUUUUACGCGGGUCUGUGGGAGGUUAAAUUGAACUCGGUCAUCGAACAAUAUCGCCCAUGUAACACUAUAGCUUUACACAUUACACCACUUGGCGUAUCUCGGUAAUAACGUAACUAGCGUGUUAGUUGGCCAAGUUUGACGGCUCGUUCUUUCAACAUUGUUCACUGACUGAUGAAUGGAUUGAGUUAACGUCCAGGCUUCCUGUCCGCGAUCGGUGUUUCCACGAGUCGAGUCAACAAGUCGGUAGCUAGCUCGCUUCAGUAAUCUUGUGACAUUGAAUCUAACGUUACGCACACAACUGCCACCCUUAGUAAACCACGUUUGGAUAUAUUGCACGUUUGGACUCGAAUUCCCUGGACAUAUACUGUUCUAGCUCUUGCUGGUUGCCGCGACAUAGCUGGCAUCGGGGAUAUUUUCUGAGGACUCGGGCAAGCUACAGUACUUCAACUGCCAACUGGAGGCUGUCAGUGUCAAUAACACACUGCACUGACCAUGUUGACAUACUAGGAUAGCAGUCCAGUAGCGAUGUUUGUGUUUUUGUCCAGACAUUCACAAAACUCGGCGGAGGAGCAACAUUUGUAGCUUUGUGAUUUCCUCGAAAUCAAAGGAUUACAUUUGGAUGGAAAAUGGUAGCUGCUACCAAGCUGGCGUUCGCCGUUUUCCUCGUCUCGUGUUCCUCAGGCGCCAUCCUGGGACGCUCUGAGACCCAGGAGUGCGUCUACUUCAACUCCAGCUGGGAGAAGGAGAGGACCAACCGCAGCGGCAUAGAGCCAUGCUACGGUGAGAAGGACAAGAGGCUCCACUGCUUCGCCACCUGGAAGAACGUCUCUGGCUCGGUGGAGAUCGUCAAGCAGGGCUGCUGGCUGGAUGACGUCAACUGCUACGACAGCAGCGAGUGUGUGGAGAGGAAAGGCAACCCGGAUGUGUUUUUCUGCUGCUGUGAAGGGAGCAUGUGCAAUGAGAAGUUCCUCUACAGCCCCGACACUCAGACGGUGCAGACAACCUCCAACCCGUUUACCCAGAAGCCUCAGCUGUUUAACACCCUCCUCUACUCUUUGGUGCCCAUCAUGGCGAUCACAGCCAUCAUCCUUCUCUCCUUCUGGAUGUACCGCCAUCACAAGCUGGCAUACCCACCUGUCCUGGUGCCCACCCAGGACCCAGGGACCACCCCGCCUUCCCCCGUCCUGGGACAGAAGCCCCUGCAGCUGAUCGAGAUCAAAGCCAGGGGGCGCUUCGGCUGCGUGUGGAAGGCCCAGCUCCUCAACGACUACGUGGCCGUCAAGAUCUUCCCCAUUCAGGACAAGCUGUCGUGGCAGAACGAGUACGAGAUCUACACCCUGAGCGGCAUGAAACAGGAGAACCUGCUGCACUUCAUCGGCGUGGAGAAGAGGGGCAGCCACGUGGACAUGGAGCUGUGGCUCAUCACGGCCUACCAUGACAAGGGCUCGCUGACUGAUUAUUUGAAGGCCAACGUGGUGUCCUGGAACGAGCUGUGCCACAUCGCCCAGACCUUGGCGCGGGGCCUGGCCUAUCUCCACGAGGACAUCCCCGGUCUGAAGGACGGACACAAGCCAGCCAUAGCGCACAGGGACAUGAAGAGCAAGAACGUGCUGCUGAAGACCAACCUGACGGCCUGCAUAGCAGACUUUGGCCUGGCCCUCAAGUUUGAGGCGGGGAAAUCUGCCGGAGACACCCACGGACAGGUGGGGACGAGGCGCUACAUGGCUCCUGAGGUGCUGGAGGGGGCCAUCAACUUCCAGAGGGACUCCUUCCUCAGGAUAGACAUGUACGCCAUGGGCCUGGUGCUCUGGGAGCUGGCUGCACGCUGCACGGCCGCAGACGGCCCGGUGGAUGAGUACAUGCUGCCCUUCGAGGAGGAGGUGGGGCAGCACCCGUCCCUGGAGGACAUGCAGGAGGUGGUGGUCCACAAGAAGCUGCGGCCCGUCCUCCGAGAGUGCUGGCAGAAACACGCGGGCCUGUCUUUGCUGUGUGAGACCAUCGAGGAGUGCUGGGAUCACGAGGCGGAGGCGCGCCUCUCGGCCGGCUGCGUGGAGGAGCGCGUCAUCCAGGUGCAGCGGCAGACCAACAUCAUCGCCCCGGAGGAGAUCGUCACGGUGGUCACCAUGGUCACCAACGUGGACCUCCCGCCCAAAGAGUCCAGCUUAUGAUUGGCUGGAUCAGACACUCUCUCCCCACUCCCUCCUCCUCCUCCCGCUAAAAAGAAAGACGGAAAAAAACGGACGUGACUCUGGCUAACCCUGGUUGGUAAGCCACCACCAGCCUCAGACUGGCGUGACGUGGCGUGGUGGGUGUGUUUUAGUGCGGGCCACUACUCUCAUUCAGGAAGACCUGGGCCCUCCCGCACUCGUUUCUAUUGACAUUAUAGUAACAUGCGUCUGGAUAUCCACUGUUGGACUCUUCUGAGAGCCACCCUGAGGAGACUCCAAGCCAGGUCCCUCAACAGACACACAGCAGCUGUGCUGGGCAAAAGGAUGUGGUCAUUCAAAUCAAUCUUUUGUCAGGUAUUUUUCUUCAUAUUUAUAUUAUAUAUGUAUAUAUCUAUAUAUACU